AUGAUGUCGAAGCUAUCUAGCUUCGCCUCUUUGGCGUUUGUUCUCUAUUCUUUUUGUUUCAUUACACUCAUUCAUGCCGACGUCGCUCAAUUCCCCCCCGGCCGCCGGCUUCAUGCUCAAAACGCGUUCGUACGACGGUCCAAUGUCAUAGCAAAAGCACCGGAAUGGGCUAAAGAGAUUUCCCAGAGCCCAGCUCAUCAGAACCCAUCCAAGGCCCCACCAGUUCCGACCAAAGAUCUUGAACUUUCACAAGACUCUACGACUAGCCUCGAGCAAUACUACGAAGACUCAAAAAAUGCUUCCUUCAUCGACAAUACAUCCAGACGGUCAUUGAGCUCCCGCUCUCUCGAGAAACGUGGCCCCCUUUACUGCAAAGAUGGUCCAUGUGUCGACGGAAGCUGCUGUGGUCCUGAUAGCAUUUGCGGAUAUGGCCCCGACUUUUGCGGGAAAGGAUGUCAGUCCCAGUGCGAUGCAACUGCCAUGUGUGGAGAAUACAGUGAGAACGCCGAUAUGCCAUGCGGCAUGAAUCUCUGCUGCUCGCAAUCUGGCUGGUGUGGUACCACCGAGGUCUUCUGCCACAACGCCGACCCGAUCAACCUUAGUGCACCUUGCCAGGCCGGUUAUGGCUCUUGUUCCAUCGCUUCUACCCCAUCAUGCGCAAAAGGCGGCGGGAGUACAAAUGGCCGCACGAUCGGAUACUACCAGUCAUGGAACGUGAGGACCCGGAAAUGCGAUACCAAGACUCCCAAGCAGCUUGAUACCAAGGGCUUCACCCAUCUGUUCUACUCCUUUGCAUUCAUCGAUCCAACUUCAUACGCCGUUGUUCCAGCCCACGACGACGACCCUGCUCAGAUGCGAGAAUUCACCGGCCUAGCCAAGGACAGUCUCAAGACUUGGAUUGCUGUCGGCGGCUUCGACUUCAGCAACCCCGAGACAAAGACCCACCACACCUGGAGCGACAUGGUAGCGACGAAGGCCAAUCGUGCUGCUUUUAUCUCUUCUGCCCGCGAGUACAUGGACGAAUAUGGUUUCACUGGCAUCGAUCUCGACUGGGAGUAUCCGGGUGAGCCUAAGCGUGGUGGAAGAAAGCUUGAGGACACUCGCAACUUUGCUAUGCUUCUCCGUGAGAUGCGUGCUGCUUAUGGCGAUAAGUACGGCAUCAGUCUGACCCUUGCACCUGAUUAUUGGUACCUGAGAUGGUUCGACGCCAAAGCGAUGGAGCCUUUUGUCGACUUUUUUGGAUUUAUGGCCUAUGACCUUCAUGGAUUCUGGGAUGAGGACGUCAAGACUCUUGGCAAGGUUGUUCGCGGCCAAGCUGACAUACGUGAAAUCGGCAAUAAUACUGUUCCCCUAUGGUUCGACGGGCUUGAUCCCAAGAAGAUCAACUUCGGUCUUGCCAUGUAUGGCCGUGGCUAUACUGUCUCAGACAAGAGUUGCAACGGACUACUCUGCCCUUUCUCAGGCCCGAGCAAGAAGGGAGAAUGCACUGACUCUGAUGGCGUCAUGUCUCUUGGGGAGAUCAAAAACCUCAUCAAGAACAAGGGCCUCAAGCCCAACUACUUGAAAGAUUCUCUGAUGAAGGAGCUUACUUGGGACGAUCAAUGGAUUGGCUAUGAUGGUAAGGCCGAGCCGGUUGAGCAAAAUUCACCUGGUGAAAUCCCCAAGUCACUCCUCAACAAGAAGCUUCCAAACUGCAAGUCCGGAGAGUCUUAUGACGCUAUCAAGGAUAUGGGCACGUUUUGGUAUAAUUCUGGUGCUGAGCAGUGGGCAGACGAGUACAUCAACUCUCAGCCGGAUCAUUCCAAUUGGGCGCAGAACCUGUACCGCGAGCUCUUCCCAAAGAAGGACCACACCAAGUUCUCUUGUCAGGAACCUGGUGCUCCUUGCGAUCAUGAUUUGACAUGUGACGAUUUCAACGCGAUUGACAAAGGUGGGCUGUGGUAUCUUUUCCAGUCCAUGGCAGCUUUCCACAGUUUUAUGUCGCAGCUUUCUAUCGAGUUUGACCAGUCGAUUGGCAUCACAUCGGAUCAGAUUGGCACCAUGAGGCAAUUGCUAGGUAUCAAGAGUGGCGCGCCCAAGGCACCUCUCGACCUAGCUUCUAUUCUCGGUGCAGCUUUCAGCAUCGGAAGUGCCCUCGCCACACCUGCUGCAGCCGUCGGAGGUCCUUUGGCGGGUAUCAGUGGUGUCAUGUAUCUGGUAUCAGCCACAGGAGACUCUGGUGGUUCCGACGAUGCAGUGGAAGCGACAGACACGAUCCGGGGCCUACUGGCCAUUGUCGCCAAGCAGGGCUUCGCUAAUAUCAAGGCAAUUGUGGCCUCAACGUUUGGUAAGCAAGGCCAUAAGCAGACUGAUAUUCCCGAAGUCAUGCGCGUCGGAGGCGUCAAGAACCCGGCCGUAUCUGUUUUCGGGUGGGGAUCCUGGUUGAGAGACCAUGCUCUGAACAAUCUGGAUGAUGUGAUCAGCAAAAUGAAGACCAACUUGGAUCAAGCUCUUAUCUGGCAGAUGGCUAGACAAUUUAGAGGAGCUUACGUGGUCGUUAGAGACGACCUCCCUGUUGACAAGUGCACAAACCCGAACAACGCCUGGGAGGCAGACAAGAAACGAUGCCUCGACAUCCUCGCAUGGUACAACUUCCCUCUCGCCUAA
Molecule: messenger RNA, 2646 nt
Organism: Colletotrichum acutatum
Lineage: Eukaryota; Fungi; Ascomycota; Sordariomycetes; Glomerellales; Glomerellaceae
Product: glycoside hydrolase superfamily
Exons: 9
Coding region: 1-2646 (881 amino acids)
Biological process (GO): carbohydrate metabolic process
Molecular function (GO): chitin binding
Source: RefSeq, a predicted model, not a curated record